GGCUUCAUUCCGAAGUGUCAAUUAACAUGAUUAAGAUAAAUGUUUGGUAUAUCUACUGUGCUGUACAUUUAUAGUUAUGCAUGUAGAAUAUAUUUCGGAUAGAAGUUAUUAAGGUCCUAAAUUCUAAAUUAAAUUUUACUGAAGGGAAGUUUAAUCUGUCCAAGUCAGACCUGCAAAGUAGAUGAUGUGUCGCCAUUCUGUUUGGGGCCAACACACUGAAUUUAAACAAACAUUUUACUUGUUUAAAUAAUGCAAAUGAAUCAUUCCUGUUGUUAUUCAAAUUCCCUCACUGAGCCUCGGACGAUUCGCUUGUAAUUAGAGUUACUUCCCCUACACGGUUGCUGAAGCUGAUCGAUAGUGGUUGAUGAUGCUGCGCCAAAAUAACCGUCUUCCCCGAGACCAGACAGAAAACAUGCCCAGAGAUGAUGAGUAUCCUUGAGGUAACUGACCAGCUGUGCCCAGACCAGCUACUGGUGCUGACUGCCGAUGUAAUCAGGGAAGGUGUCUUAAAGUACCCUGCCUUGUACCAUCAUGUUGUGGAUGCUUUGUGUCUUCAACCCAAAUCUCACAAGGAGGCUACGCAAAUCAUCUACAUACUCCGUAACUAUGGAUACAACAUAAAUCACAUCAAUAAGAGCGGUACAACCCCGUUACUACAGUACAUCCUGUCAUGUGACUUGGUGGAGGACGAUGUGGUAGAAGCCAUGCUGAGAUGUAAUGCUGAUGUCUUCAUUAAAAACGAGAACAAUACAUGUGCUUAUGAAGAAGCCCGGAAGUCUCACAUUGGCCGGUCAAUCAAGACACUGUUUGCGAGGUAUAUGCCUGGAAUUUGGAGGGCAGUUGCAGCUGAUGAGGUUCACCAAGUGCGUUUCUUAGUCAACCAGUGGUGCCGUGUGGAUGUCGAACAGGAAGGGAAAAGUUUACUACACCUUACAUUUGAUGUAGGAACAGAGAACGUCAUAGGAAUUAUCAGUGGAAUCCACACCUCUAUGGCUCUAGCUCAUGGGGUACUCGCUGGGGAUGUGAAAUAUGUGGAGGAUUUGUUGAGAAAAAAAGGCAACAUCAAUGUGAACUUGAAAAACCUGGGUGAUGGAGGAACAACCCCACUGUACUAUGCUGCUCUUCAAAACAACACAGAGAUCAUCAAAUUGCUCUUAUCAAUGGGAGCUCGAGUACACUGCACCAUGACAACGAAAGACAAGACAGACCUGCCCCUGUUGUUUGCUUUGAUGUUGGAAUACCCAAAAGUCCAUGCAUCCACACUCCAGCUACUGAUUCCACAGACACCUGUCCAUGUGGAGACUCUCUAUUACAAGGGUAAAAACAUUCUCUUCCACUGUGUAGACUGUGAUGUAGAUUCCUCUGUGGUGACGGCAAUUUUGGAAGUGUCAUCCGCAACCAUGGUUACAGCUAGAGAGGAGAGUGGGCUAACAGCUCGAGAGUAUGCAGAAAAAGAAGGUUGUGAUGCUGUUAUAGAAGUCAUUGACAAGUUUGUGUAUAAAUGGUGGACAGACAAGGCAAAUGACAAAAACAGAAAAGUAUUGGCUCUUCACAGUUACCAUCCCAUCCCAGCAGACAGUAAGGUCCUAUGUCUGGGCGACAUUGGUAACCAUGACAACCAUGAGUGUGAUGCCAGUGGAGAAAUGCUGUCUGAAUCCCUCACUCAGUACCAGCAACACAUCUAUAAAUUCCACCAAGCUCUAGAAAUGGAGGAUGAGGAACAAGUACAGGCGGGUAUCACCUACUUUGGUUGUGAUAAUUUCCAAGAGUUUAUGUGUGACAGUCGCCUACAGGGAGAAGGCCAGCCAGCACUACACAAAGUCGUACUGAGAAGGAAUGUUGAGCUCACACACUUGCUAGCAGAAACUCUUGUUUAUAAGCAGGGCUGUCGUCUGGACUCUCUUAGGGACCAGUUUUUCAGGACAGCCCUACAUUAUGCCUAUGCACUUGAUGACAAUAAAGCAAUAGUGGACAUCCUGGUGGACCACGGAGCCUCGGACUUCACCAUGGACAAGGAUGGCCGCUCACCUUUAGCCUUCAAGGAUCGUCGUGAGUUAGCGGAGAUGAAGGAGCUGCUACAUUAUCAGCUAAUCCAGGAUUUCCACCAGCCUGAGCCAGACCCUUGGACAUCUCCCCUACCCAUCCCCAUGGUUGGGUACAUGAAGAACUGUGGUCAUGCCCACCAUUUACCUAAAAACAUUAAGCUGAACCAAUCAGAUAGCCUCCGACAGAUAUCUAGUAUGAUCCCAGAAAAAAGCAUUGAUCAAAGCAGGAAAAUGUUUUCAAUCAAAGACAGAGGUCAAGCAGAUUAUAACUUGGUCUCGCAGCGAAAAUCUACAACUAAGUCUCAAACUGGCAAAUUUACAAACAUUUCUACAAUUCCUGAAAACAAAUUUGAUUUAUCUGAAAAUCCUAGUAACAUGACAUUUUCCGACUUUGAUUCAAAGUGUUAUGAUGAUAGUGACUACGACGUUGAACCAGAUAGAUGUGAGUAUGAUGAAGUGGAAACUAGAUAUCUGAUAGACGACGAUGAUGUAGAUGUGUCAUCAGAUGAUGAGUUUUUGGAUGAUGAAGAGGAGUUAGUAGAGGAGGAGUCUAGAAGACAGGGACAUAUAUGCAUAAUACUGUAAUAAAUGCUUAGAUAUUUUGUGAUCAAAUGCAGAGCUGAAUCCGUCCAUCAAUUUGUCAAAAAUACUCUUGUCAAAUUUUUCUGAAGUUGGCACAAUACCAAAUGAACAAAUUUAUUUCCAAUGUUAACGCAUAGUUAAGAUCUGUUCAGCUCAAAUAGAAUCAAAUUGAGAAAACUUGGAGGCAAGUUGAGUGGGGUUAAAAUUGGUAACAUAGCCAGAAUUUUGCUCAAACAGGGACACAACGGCCAGAGAAGUGCCAAACACAAAGGAAUUAAAUUCUUGUUUGAAAUUUAAAUAUAUUUCACCCAUAAAUACCUAAUAUGAAUGUGAUGGACACAAUACUUGUUCUACUAUGUAGGAGUGUAAAUAUCGACAUUUUGUAGGUUCCAUGAGACUAAACUCACCCUGGCCAGAUGCUACACUCUACAGUAUAUCUAUCAUAGUAAUACCGAAAUCUGUUUAUGUGGCUCGCUACUUUGUUAACUGUGAUAGACCUUCAGGUGUUAAUACAGACCUUGAAAUUCUUAGCCAAGUCACAAGGAAGCAACACCAGAUCACUUCUUCCAUCUUUGGUUUAUUUUGUUAAAUUCAAAUUGUAAACCUGUGUACAGUGGUUGCCCUACACAAUCAACAGAGGAUUGAGGUGUUUUGAUAGAGCUACAUUAUGAGACCUGAUAAUAUGUUUGUGAUUUCUGUAAUAUUUUUAUCUUAUCUUCAACGUAUUUCACUACAAAAUGAUUUUUUUUCUGAACAUUGUAAUAUUCAUUUCCUUAAAACUUUUUUUACGAUAGUUUAAUUUAUACUAAAAAUCUUCUCUUUUUUUGUAUAGUUUCAUUUAAACACUUGAAAUGUUAAUUUUUGUUUUAUAGAUUUAGAGUAGAAUUCAGAAUUACAUGUAUUUGAAUAUCUAAUUUGAUAUAAUUAUCAUAAAAUCUGCAUUUCAGAAUUAUUUUUGUGUUCUCAGUGUAUUGAUUAUCAAUAUGAUGAAUUACGUUCACAACACUUGUUAAUUUGACCAUUAGUAUGAUAGAGAGAGAGGUGUCUUCCUGUGUUUUUUCACUGUUAUGAAAUUAACAGUAAUAUGUCAAUGUGAUGAUUCAAAUGUAUGGCCAUGUGAUGAUUCAAAUGUAUGGCCAUUUCAGUUGUAUAGUCCAAUAGCUAGCUUUUGUGGCUGUGUGGGUUAGUGUCUGUACUGAAGUUACCAGGGAAGCAAUGCUGAGUGAGGUAAGCACUUGGAUCGAUGACUGCUCUGUUGUACCCCUGUGCACGAUACAAAGGAAUGCUGAGUAGAAUAUUUGAGAGCUAUCUUAUUGUAUUAUAAUCAAACUCUUACUCCAAGGUGAGCUUAUGCUAUACCGUGGCGUCCGUCGUCUGUCCGUCAACAAUUGACUUCUUCAUAACCACAGAUCGGAAUUUGACCAAAUGUGGGCAAAAGCAU
Molecule: messenger RNA, 4068 nt
Organism: Pecten maximus
Lineage: Eukaryota; Metazoa; Mollusca; Bivalvia; Pectinida; Pectinidae
Exons: 18
Coding region: 423-2630 (735 amino acids)
Molecular function (GO): protein binding
Source: RefSeq, a predicted model, not a curated record